This is a messenger RNA of Anolis sagrei ordinatus, 4455 nucleotides long. RefSeq names its product KIT proto-oncogene, receptor tyrosine kinase (gene KIT). NCBI's taxonomy places the organism in Eukaryota, Metazoa, Chordata, Lepidosauria, Squamata, Anolidae. Gene Ontology annotation, cellular component: plasma membrane; signaling receptor complex. Gene Ontology annotation, biological process: positive regulation of cell migration; protein phosphorylation; hematopoietic progenitor cell differentiation. Gene Ontology annotation, molecular function: cytokine binding; transmembrane receptor protein tyrosine kinase activity; ATP binding. The record is from RefSeq and is a predicted model, not a curated record.
AUCCGAGGUUGGAUGUGUCGCGCGCCGCCCGCGCUUCCUUUCUCACUCCUCGCCUGGCUUUGGAAGAGGUCAGUCAGUGAGUCGGUCCGUCGGGAGGGACGCUCGCUGCUGGCGUCAUGAAAGCCUCCUGGGCUCUCGAAGUGGCCUGGCUGGCGGCGCUUCUGGGCUGCCCGGCAACAGAUGGCACAAGACCUUUGAUCACUCCAGCAGGAUCCCCUUUAGUUCUGAAUACUGGGGAAGAAUUAAAGCUGUUUUGUAUUGAUGAUGGGCCUGUGGCUUGGCAUAUCCAAAAUGCAGACCCAUCUGCAAAGCAGAAGCAUCCAAGAUACCAGGAGAUUUACAUAAAUAAAGUUGGACCCAAAGACACAGGGACAUAUAUGUGCAAGAACAAAGAAGGCUUGAAUGACUCCAUUUACGUCUUUGUUAAAGAUCCAAAGGUUCUGUUCUUUCAUGAACCUGUCACGUAUGCAGUGGAAGACAGUGAUGCUCUUAUUCAAUGCCCAGUGACAGACCCAGACAUUUCAAAUUUCACAUUGAAAAGAUGUAAAAAUGCAAAGUCUCUACCUGAGAAUAUUGUGUUAAAACCUGACCCUCAGAAAGGAAUUACCAUAAAAAAUGUGCAAAGAUCAUUUUGGGGUUGUUACCAAUGUGUAGCACAACACAACGGAGAGGAAAAACAGUCAGAAGCCAUCACUCUUGUUGUGCGGCCAGUUCACAAAUCCCUUCCAGACAUCACCUUAUCCAAAGCCGACCAGCUUCUUAAAGAAGGUGAACAAUUUGAAGUUACGUGCACAAUCAGAGAUGUAGAUAGCACUCUGCGGGCUAAUUGGAUUUCUCCAACCAAUGUGAAUCUUACAAGCAAAAGCAAGAAUGUGGGUGAUUAUGGAUAUGAACGAAAAUUAAUGCUGAGCAUCCGUUCAGUGGGAGUUAAUGAUUCUGGAGCAUUCACGUGCCAAGGAAGCAACCCUUUUGGAACAUCCAAUGUCACUAUAACCUUGACAGUACUAGGUAAAGGAUAUGUCAGUUUAUCAACUUCUACAGAUUCAACAGUACAUGUUAAUGAUGGAGAAAACCUGGCUUUAAUAGUGACCUAUGAAGCAUAUCCCAAACCAGAAGAAGAGAUAUGGAUGUAUAUGAAUGAAACAUUGCAAAAUUCAUCUGAUCAUUAUGUCAGAGUCACAAAUAUAGACCAAAACAGACAUUCCAGUGAGCUUCACCUUACUCGACUGAAAGGAACAGAAGGAGGCAUUUACACAUUUUUUGUGUCCAAUUCAGAUGCUAACUCUUCUAUAGCGUUCAACGUCUAUGUCAACACCAAACCAGAGAUUGUCACUUCAGAAAGACUUAGCAACGGCAUGCUUCAUUGUGUGGCUUCAGGGUAUCCCGCCCCUACAAUAAACUGGUACAUUUGUCCAGGAACUGAGCAGAGGUGUUCAGAUUCAUCAAAUAUUUCUCCAGUGGAUGUGAAGACCAGCUAUAAUGAUUCACCCUUUCCUUCCUUUGGAAAGGUAAUUGUUGAAAGCACCAUUGAUGCCAGCAUGUUCAAGAACAAUGGCACAAUCACAUGUGAGGCUUCGAAUGCCAUUGACAGGCGCACAGCUUAUUUCAACUUUGCGGUCAAAGAACAAAUCGGUACUCAUACCCUUUUCACCCCUUUGUUAAUUGGCUUUGGAGUCGCAGCUGGUCUCAUGUGCCUCAUAGUCAUAGUUCUUGUGUACAAAUAUCUUCAGAAACCCAAAUAUGAGAUUCAGUGGAAAGUGGUAGAUGAAAUAAAUGGAAACAACUAUGUUUACAUAGACCCAACACAGCUUCCUUAUGAUGACAAAUGGGAGUUUCCAAGAAACCGGCUAAGUUUUGGCAAGACUCUAGGAGCUGGAGCUUUUGGGAAAGUUGUUGAAGCAACUGCCUAUGGUCUGUUCAAACCUGAUGGAGCAUUGAGAGUAGCUGUAAAAAUGCUCAAGCCCAGUGCCCAUUUCACCGAAAAGGAAGCCUUGAUGUCUGAACUGAAAGUACUGAGUUAUCUUGGCAACCAUAUUAACAUUGUGAAUUUACUAGGAGCCUGCACAAUUGGAGGUCCUACCCUGGUCAUCACGGAGUACUGCUGUUAUGGCGACCUUUUGAAUUUUCUGAGGAGGAAACGUGAUUCUUUUAUUUGCCCAAAGCAUGAAGAAACGGCUGUUUACAAGAACCUCCUCCAUCAAAAAGAACACAUGUAUGAUGCUACCAAUGAAUAUAUGGAUAUGAAACCUGGAGUAUCUAAAGUUGUCCAUGCCAAAACUGCUAAAAGAAGUCCAGGAAGGACAGGAUCAUUUGUUAAUCAGGAUGUCACCAUUGCCAUCUUAGAAGAUGAUGAAUUGGCUCUGGAUAUUGAAGACCUAUUAAGUUUUUCUUACCAGGUGGCAAAGGGAAUGAGCUUUCUGUCCUCCAAAAAUUGCAUCCAUAGAGACUUAGCAGCACGCAACAUCUUGCUCACUCAUGGACGGAUCACAAAAAUCUGUGACUUUGGUCUUGCAAGAGACAUUAGGAAUGACUCAAACUAUGUUGUCAAAGGAAAUGCACGACUUCCUGUCAAGUGGAUGGCACCUGAAAGCAUUUUUGAGUGUGUAUACACAUUUGAGAGUGACGUCUGGUCUUAUGGAAUUUUGCUUUGGGAACUCUUCUCUCUAGGAGGCAGCCCCUAUCCUGGAAUGCCUGUGGAUUCCAAGUUCUAUAAAAGGAUUAAGGAAGGAUACAGGAUGUUUAGCCCAGAAUUUGCACCUGCUGAAAUGUAUGCGAUAAUGAAGAGUUGCUGGGAUGCAGAUCCUGUAAAGAGACCAACCUUUAAGCAAGUUGUACAACUGAUUGAACAACAGAUUUCAGAUACUACAAACCAUAUUUACUCAAAUGUUACAAGCGGCAUUUGCAGUCAAGGAAAUGGUACAGAUCACUCUGCGAGAAUCAACUCAGUGGGUAGCAGUGCUUCAUUUACUCAGCCUCUCCUCACACAUGAAGAUGUUUGAAAACAAAUUCAGCCAGCCAUGAUUGGGACUCUGCAGUUUUUAAAACAAUGGCUACGAGUUGUUCUCAUUUUAUUCACUGAUACACUGAGAGUAGUAGAAAUACUACAAGAAUUUCCUUUUUUAUUACAUGCUGUUAAAAGCAAAGUAGAUUGCCCAUCAUAGUUACAGCAUUGUUGCACUGUUUGCUAGAGUCUGUGUAUAGUCGCUAUGUUAUUUGCAUUUGUAGUGUAGAAGUGGAAAGUAAACAUUAAAAUUUGGGAGUGGGGAAGAAUGUCUAAAAAUGGGAUAUGGAAUUCUUUGAAUGCAACAUUUUUAAAAUGGAGGUCUCAAGAGCACUAACUCUAGAAAAUUGUUGGUCCUGUUUGAAAAUUUGUAAAGGCAAAUGUCUUAAAACAGUUUCCAUUACUUCUGAAACUUUGAACCUUAGAAAUGUAAGCAAACUUUGACAUUCUGGGCCAAAUCCAGUGUGAAACUGGUAGUAGCAUUGAGAUGUUCAUUUUUUUCCUCUUGUGACUUGUGAGUUGUCCAGAAAUUAGUUUCAAAAGGAUUUGCAGCCAUGUCAAAUAGUUUCUUGAAGGUACUCCAAGGACUAGAGUGAGGAAAGGUUUUUGUAGUCCUCCUAAUACUAUAUUCUGUUUCUGCAAGAGAAAAAAAUCCAGGAUUGGAUUGAGCCCCCAGAAUCCAAGACAUUACUCACCUGAUUAGAAAGGAACAGAAAGACAUUGAGCUAAUUUUAGAUGUUGUUGUAUUUCAUCUCCCAUAAGAUAUAGCCAGCCCUGCUGGUGUUAAGGAAUUAUGGCAACUGUAGUCAGGACAACAUCCAGAGGGAUACAGGUUCCCCAGCUCUGCGCUGAGAGUUUGUCUAUAACAGGUCUUGCUUCUGCAUUUUCCAGUUGAGGCAGAAGAUACAUAAGAAGAAGAGAACAGAAGACAAUUUCCAAGCUUUUGUUUUGUAUGCAUGUUGUUGUGUAUUCGUUCACUCGCUUCUGACUCUUCAUGACCCCAUGGGCCAGCCCAUGCCAGAGCUCCCUGUCAGCCGUAGCCACCCCCAGCUCCUUCAAAAUCAAGCCAGUCACCUCAAGGAUACCAUCCAUCUUGCUCUUGGUCGGCCCCUCUUCCUUUUUCCUUCCAUUUCCCCUAGAAUCAUUGUCUUCUCCAAGCUUUCCUGUCUUCUCAUUAUGUGGCCAAAGUACUUCAUCUUUGCCUCUAAUAUCCUUUCUUCCAGUGAGCAGUCAGGCUUUAUUUCCUGGAGUAUGGACUAGUUUGAUCUUGUGGUCCAAGACACUCUCAGAAUUUUCCUCCAGCACCAGGAACAUUUGUAUGCACAUGUUCCCAUUUGUAUACACCCUCUCAAUAUUUUGUGAUGUGAUAGAGGGGGCCCAAUAUAUUUCUUUUACACCAAUUAUACACACUGGAAGGUCAACCAGUGCAUCUAUUUCUAACAGCAUAUAUUGGG